UGUUCUCUGCUUUUGCUUAGCUUUUGGACAAACAGUUCAAAAACUCUCCACUUUAAGAAGUUAGGCCUCAGCUUUAUAUUGGCUUUUCAUAGCCUAAUUUCCUAAAAUGUAUCAGUGGUUAAAUGACAAUAAAUUUCCCAUUAAAAUUAAAGUUCCUAAAAAUUAAGAAUUUUGGUGUAUUUCAAAAAUAAUGCCAAUUUCUUUGACAGGUGGAACUGGUGUCAGGAAUUUAGCAUUAAUUCCAAACAUAAAGCAAUAAACAACUUGGGCCUCUAGCUAAAAGUGAAAUUCUAUAGGUAGAAAAACUGAUUGACCCCUACCACGCAUAGGUGCUGUCCUGCUAUGGAAUCCCUUUGCUCAGUUUUCUCCUGUCCAAUCAGGUGGAAUGUUUCACAGGCACAUGGUUUAUACAGCUCAAAAUAACUUGGGACCUGUGAGCUGACAAAUGCUCUGGCUCCGGUGGUGACAGGUUGUCCAGCUUCUUACAGCCAUCUUCACUGAAACUAAGGUUAACUCCUCGCUCUCUAUGGACGGCUACUCUCGAUUUCCAAGGGCGUGAAGAAUUUUCUUUUUCUCCUGUGCUUUCAUCUAAAAGUUCUCCUUGGAUAAUUAUCAUCACGGUGGAUUGCCUGGGUUGGACAUCCUCAUCUGGGUCAACUAAAAAAAAGAAAGCAUGCAAGACGACAGCGUAGAAGCUUCUACUUCCAUAUCUCAGCUUCUAAGAGAGAGUUAUUUAGCAGAAACUAGACACCGGGGAAACAAUGAAAGGAGUCGAGCAGAACCUUCCUCCAACCCUUUCCAUUUUGGCAAUCCUUCUGGAGCUGCUGAAGGAGGAGGAGGCCAAGAUGACCUUCCAGAUCUUUCAGCCUUCCUGAGCCAAGAGGAAUUAGAUGAAAGUGUCAAUCUGGCAAGAUUGGCCAUCAAUCAUGACCCUUUGGAGAAAGCAGAUGAUGCUCAAGCUAGAAAACGCCUUUCAUCUGAUCAAAUGAAACACUCACCUAAAUCAAGUUUUGACCCCAACUGCUGUCAGGAUAACUCUCAAGGUUCUACUAGCUCUAGAGAGAGCUCCCAGGAGGCAAAAAGGCCACAGUAUAGUUCUGAAACCCAGUCCAAAAAAGUAUUCUUAAAUAAGGCUGCCGAUUUCAUUGAAGAGCUGUCUUCCCUUUUCAAAGCCCAUAGCUCCAAAAGGAUUAGACCUCGUGCCUGCAAAAACCACAAGAGUAAAUUGGAAUCUCAAAACAAACUUAUGCAGGAAAAUAGCUCCAGUUUAUCAGAUAUCUCAGAAAGAAGAGAAAGAUCUUCUGUUCCCAUCCCUAUCCCUGCAGAUACUAGGGAUAAUGAAGUGAAUCACGCCCUUGAACGGCAGGAAGCUAAGAGGCGCGAAGCUGAGCUGGCUGCCAGUGAGGCAGCUGGUGGAGACACCACCCCUGGGUCUUCACCUUCAUCUUUGUACUAUGAAGAACCUCUGGGGCAACCUCCCCGGUUCACUCAAAAGUUACGGAGCAGAGAAGUUCCAGAAGGAACCAGAGUACAGUUGGAUUGCAUAGUGGUAGGAAUUCCACCACCUCAAGUAAGGUGGUACUGUGAAGGCAAGGAGCUUGAAAAUUCGCCAGACAUUCAUAUCGCCCAGGCAGGAAAUCUGCAUUCACUGACCAUUGCUGAAGCCUUUGAGGAAGACACAGGACGCUAUUCCUGCUUUGCUUCUAACAUCUAUGGGACAGAUUCAACCUCUGCUGAGAUUUAUAUAGAAGGGGUUUCUUCUUCUGACUCAGAAGGGGACCCUAACAAGGAAGAGAUGAAUCGAAUCCAGAAGCCAAAAGAAGUAUCAUCUACUCCCACUACUUCUGCAACCAUUCCUUCAGCAGCACCCCAAGCCCAGCAUGUGGUGGCCCAGCCCAGUGUGUCAACCAUCCAACAGUGUCAGAGCCCUACCAACUAUCUACAAGGAUUGGAUGGAAAACCUAUCAUUGCAGCUCCUGUGUUUACAAAGAUGUUACAAAAUUUAUCAGCCUCUGAAGGUCAGCUGGUUGUCUUUGAAUGCAGAGUCAAAGGAGCUCCAUCUCCUAAAGUUGAGUGGUAUAGAGAAGGGACCUUAAUAGAAGAUUCUCCAGAUUUUAGAAUUUUACAGAAAAAACCGCGAUCCAUGGCAGAACCAGAGGAGAUAUGUACUUUGGUCAUUGCUGAGGUGUUUGCAGAAGACUCUGGGUGCUUCACCUGUACGGCGAGCAACAAAUAUGGCACAGUGUCAAGCAUCGCACAACUCGACGUAAGAGGAAAUGAAGACCUCAGAAAUAAUGGGUCUCUUCACCCAGCCAACUCCACCACCAACCUGGCUGUUAUUGAGCAACAGCCAUCCCCACCCAACCCAGAGCCUCCUUCUGUGGAACAACCCCCUAAACCCAAACUUGAAGGGGUUCUAGUAAACCAUAAUGAGCCCCGGUCCAGCUCGAGGAUUGGGCUCCGUGUGCACUUCAACCUGCCUGAAGAUGACAAAGGAAGUGAAGCAUCUUCUGAGGGUGGCGUGGUGACCACCAACCAGACAAGGCCUGAUUCUUUCCCAGAGAGAUUCAAUGGACAGGCAGCAAAAAUCCCUGAGCCUUCUUCGCCUGUCAAAGAACCCCCUCCAGUUCUGGCCAAACCCAAACUUGAUUCCAGCCAGCUACAACAGCUUCACAACCAAGUCUUACUGGAACAACAGCAGUUGCAAAACCCAUCUCCUUCAUCUCCUAAGGAGUUUCCUUUCAACAUGAGUGUUUUGAACUCCACUGCUUCCCCGGCGGUGACAAUGUCCAGCAAGCAGGUGAAGCCCCCUUCAUCACAGACUUUCAGCUUGGCCCGGCCAAAGCAUUUCUUCCCCUCUACAAAUACCACCGCAGCAACUGUGUCCCCUUCCAGCUCUCCAGUGUUCACCCUGAGCAGCACUCCUCAAACCAUUCAGAGGACAGUGAGCAAAGAAAGCCUCUUAGUUUCUCACCCCUCCGUGCAAACCAAAUCUCUAGGAGGAGUUUCCAUCCAAAACGAGCCACCCCCUCCAGCUCCAAUAGAGCCAGCACAACCGCCACUCACAUUUGCCAUCUCCAGUGGAAACCAGUUUCAGCCCCGCUGUGUUUCCCCAGCUCCCGUCUCUCCCACCAGCCGGAUUCAGAACCCAGUGGCUUUCCUCAGCUCCGUUCUGCCUUCUCUCCCUGCCAUCCCACCCACCAAUGCCAUGGGGCUGCCUAGAAGUGCACCAUCCGUGCCAUCGCAGGGACUAAUGAAGAAAAAUACAAAGUCUCCCCAACCACUGAAUGAUGAUUACAUUCGUGAAACUAAGAAUGCAGUGAUUCUUGACUUGGGGAAAAAAAUGAAUUUCAAUGAUGCCAGAUCACACCAGCAGGAGUACAAAAUUUCAAGCUUUGAGCAGAGGCUGAUGAAUGAAAUAGAGUUUCGCUUGGAACGUACCCCUGUUGAUGAAUCAGAUGAUGAAAUCCAACAUGAUGAGAUCCCCACGGGCAAGUGUAUAGCUCCCAUCUUUGACAAAAGACUCAAGCAUUUCCGUGUUACAGAAGGCUCUCCAGUGACAUUCACCUGCAAAAUUGUUGGGAUACCUGUUCCAAAGGUUUACUGGUUCAAAGAUGGGAAGCAGAUUUCAAAGAGAAAUGAGCACUGCAAAAUGAGGCGAGAAGGAGAUGGCACCUGCUCUCUGCACAUUGACUCCACCACCAGUGACGACGAUGGCAACUACACUAUCAUGGCUGCCAACCCCCAGGGGAGAAUCAGCUGUUCUGGCCACUUGAUGGUACAAGGUUUGCCCAUUCGUAGUCGACUAACAUCUGGUGGUCAGUCUCACAGAGGAAGGUCCCGAGUACAAGAAAGAGACAAAGAGCCCCUACAGGAACGCUUUUUCCGGCCACAUUUCCUGCAGGCUCCUGGGGAUAUGGUAGCUCACGAGGGGCGCCUGUGUCGACUGGACUGUAAGGUGAGUGGCUUACCGCCCCCAGAGCUGACGUGGCUGCUCAAUGGCCAACCUGUGCUACCAGACGCCUCCCACAAGAUGUUGGUCAGGGAGACUGGAGUCCACUCUCUGCUCAUUGACCCACUCACUCAACGUGAUGCGGGGACGUAUACAUGCAUUGCUACCAACAAAACUGGACAGAAUUCCUUUAGUCUGGAGCUCACUGUAGUAGCCAAAGAGGUGAAGAAAGCACCUGUGAUCCUGGAGAAACUGCAGAACAGCGGCGUUCCCGAAGGCCACCCAGUGAGGCUGGAGUGCCGUGUGAUAGGCAUGCCGCCACCCGUGUUCUACUGGAAGAAGGACAACGAAACCAUCCCUUUCACCAGAGAGAGGAUCAGUAUGCACCAGGACGCAACAGGGUAUGUCUGCCUCCUCAUUCAGCCAGCCAAGAAAUCUGACGCUGGAUGGUACACGUUGUCAGCCAAGAAUGAAGCUGGCAUCGUGUCGUGCACUGCCAGGUUGGAUAUAUACGCUCAGUGGCACCAGCAGAUCCCAACACCCAUGUCUGUCCGGCCCAGUGGCAGUCGCUACGGAUCUCUCACCAGUAAAGGACUUGAUAUUUUCUCUGCCUUCUCCUCCAUGGAAAGCACAAUGGUGUAUUCAUGCUCUUCUCGGAGUGUAGUGGAGAGUGAUGAACUUUAGGAAUGUUUGGGUGCCUGCUGUAUAAGGGGGCGGACUGUGGAGGGGGAAGGAGGACAAGCCAGAUACAGUGGUUUCCAAGCAACUGGAUUUGAGUAAGUUCCCAUGCUGCUGGACCCUUGGCAAGAAGUGCUUUGAAUAAGUCAGCUGGAGACUCUUGCAGUCUCAGCUGGGGGAAAGAUGUAGGGCUGUGCCUUUUAAAGAUUCCAACAAAAAUGUGAGAAGACAAUACAGAUGAACCAAAGAUGUCA
Messenger RNA from Panthera uncia (snow leopard), 4884 nucleotides. RefSeq names its product myopalladin (gene MYPN). Bases 674 to 4636 code for a protein of 1320 amino acids. Lineage: Eukaryota; Metazoa; Chordata; Mammalia; Carnivora; Felidae. The transcript is spliced from 20 exons. The record is from RefSeq and is a predicted model, not a curated record.